Messenger RNA from Diachasmimorpha longicaudata, 1360 nucleotides. RefSeq names its product odorant receptor 82a-like. Gene Ontology annotation, cellular component: plasma membrane. Bases 98 to 1270 code for a protein of 390 amino acids. Lineage: Eukaryota; Metazoa; Arthropoda; Insecta; Hymenoptera; Braconidae. The transcript has 10 exons. Gene Ontology annotation, biological process: sensory perception of smell; detection of chemical stimulus involved in sensory perception of smell. The record is from RefSeq and is a predicted model, not a curated record. Gene Ontology annotation, molecular function: olfactory receptor activity; odorant binding.
GGAAGUUCAGGUAUGGACUAAGAAAAUAACUUAAUCAUAUAAUUGUCGUGAAUUAGUAUACACGGAAGCAAACGGUGAGAGCGUCGGGGCCACAGAAAUGUCGGAUGCUAGGGAUAUAUGGAACCAUCCCUACUACAACAUGGCGACAAUGGUGACGAGUUUUAUGGGCCAGUGGCCCUAUCAGUCCACAAGGAUACACGUGGCAGCUGCUGUAAUGACUUUUUCUAUUAUCGGCAUGAUGGACAUCGCACAGAUAUCCGCUCUUUGGGUAAAUCGGGGCGAUUUCCUGGUUCUUCUGGACUGCAUCGCGCCCCUUAUCAUUGAUGUUGCGUUGGUAACAAAAUACGUGAAUAAUUGUUAUCAUUAUCGCAUGAUGGUUUACCUUUUGGAGAAAAUGAAGUACAACUGGAAUAUUUUUCCAAAAAAUAAUGGACUUCAUGUGCUUCAUGAAUACAGUACUUUCGGGAAAAAAUUCAUGAGGAUAUACAUGACGGCGAUAUGGUUGAGUGUUGUAAGUUACAUAACUGAACCAUUGCAGGAGAGAUUGAUGGUUCAUCUUCUGUAUCCUAACGUCACAUUACCAAAGCGAUUUUCGAUGCCCUUCGAAUUUGGCCCUAUCGAUGUGGACACGUGGUAUUAUCAGCUCUGGUGUGCAACAUCAUUUGGUAUUUUGACGCGUAUGACAGUCAUCGGUUCAUGUGAUUUAUUGAUGUUCAUAUUUGCUGAACAUACAAAUGGAUUACUCAGGGGAUUGGGAUAUGCCAUUGAACAUCUGCCUCCGUACGACGAGUCUGCAAGUAAUGACGAAAGUUUUGACUACAUGAGACGCUGUAUAAUCACUCAUAGCCGGGCGAUAGAAUUUGCAGAACACGUCAGAGACAUUUACCUGUGGUCUUUCUUUGGAGUGAUCGGAUUCAAUAUGAUCCUGAUGAGUAUCACUGGUGUGCAAAUAGUGAAUAAUAUGGAUGAUUCUAAAAAGCUGAUCAAGUUCGUCGUCAACAUGAUAAUGCAGAUGAUGCACCUCUUUGUCGAGUGUUUGGUAGCUCAACGAGUUAUGGACGCCAGUUUCGACCUGAAGGAGACUAUAACAAAUGCAAAGUGGUAUGACGCUUCGACAAAGACCCAGAAAUUGAUACCUCUGAUGCUGUUGAGGGCUCAAAAUCCGGUGGUGUUGACUGCUGGAAAAGUAAUUGUUAUGGGUAUGGAUACCUAUGCUGUGGUGCUGAAAACAGCGGCUUCUUAUUUUACGGUUUUCGUGGCAAUGCAAUAGGACAACAUCGUGGCUGUCGUUCUUUUUCUUCAAUGGUCUCGUUGGAUAAAAUAGCAAAACUUCAUUGAAUAGUUCUCCAUUAGAUAAUCU